Micropterus salmoides (largemouth bass) is the source of this 2860-nucleotide messenger RNA. It is a transcript of the gene slc16a6b, whose product is annotated as solute carrier family 16 member 6b. Gene Ontology annotation, molecular function: monocarboxylic acid transmembrane transporter activity. The transcript has 6 exons. Gene Ontology annotation, biological process: monocarboxylic acid transport; transmembrane transport. Lineage: Eukaryota; Metazoa; Chordata; Actinopteri; Centrarchiformes; Centrarchidae. The coding region runs from base 365 to 2068 and encodes 567 amino acids. The record is from RefSeq and is a predicted model, not a curated record.
AGAACCUGUUGUGCAGCACAGGACCUUGACCUUGCCUGCCUUGCAGUGAAUUUCUGAAUGUGCGAGUAGAGGCUACUGGCUUUAACUGGAGAAUGUUGGCUGUUUUUCUACAACUUCUCAUCUUGUUUGCAAACCAAAAAUAAUCAACUGUCAAAUAGCCACACAAGUCUCGUCGAUGUCCGCCUGAGAUCGUGUGUUGGAAAAAGCAGCCAGCGCGCAGCGGUGUGUUUACGCUAAAUACUGGGUCCUAAGUUGUUGUUUUAAGUUUCCAUCAGUCAGGAGGUUUUUACACAGAGCAGAAGUCGAUCUCUUCCUCUCCAAAACGAGCGGAACAGCUGAUUACAGCAGGUGGCCUGCUGUAGCCAUGAGGGGGCCUAAUUCCCAGAGCUGUUUGGGUCCAAAUGUUUACCCAGAGGUGCCCGAUGGAGGCUGGGGCUGGGCUGUGGCCCUGGCCUUCUUCAUGGUGGAGGUCUGCACCUAUGGGACCCUCAAGAGCCUGGGUGUCUUCCUCCAGGAUCUGAUGGAAGAGUUUGGGGAGAGCAACAGCCGAGUGUCCUGGGUCAUCUCCAUCUGUGUCUUCAUCUUUACCUUCACUGCCCCCCUGUCCACGAUGAUGAGCAACCGCUUCGGCUAUCGUCCAGUGGUGAUGGUGGGAGGCUUCUUCAUCAGCCUGGGAACCAUAACCUCCGCCUUCACCACCUCCAUCAACGAGAUGUACAUCACCAUCGGCUUUGUUUCAGGCCUCGGCUACUGCCUCACCUUCCUCCCCACCGUCACCAUCCUAGCCCAGUACUUCUCCAGACGACGUGCCCUCGUCACCGCCAUCGCUUCCUCCGGAGAAUCUUUUGCCAUAUUUGCAUUUGCUCCAGCCUUCACUACACUAAAGGAACACAUCGGCUGGCGCUACUGUCUAGUUGUCCUCGGCAUCUUUCAGGCUUCUGUGAUUGGCUGUGGGCUUCUCCUUCGUCCAAUCAUUAUUAUGCCGGAGCCUGUAAAGGGGGACGAUGAAUCAGACAAAGAGUCUCUCUCUUUGAACCAGCUGCAGAGUGUUUAUGAGCUGGAGAACGAACAAACCAGAACCUCCAUCCGUUCCGGAAUCUCACAAUCCUCAGACGACUCCGGCGUCACCUCGCUCUCUGCUUCAACCCUAGACCUGAGGACUGCAGGAGCCGAAAGCAAGGCUCUGAUGGAGUGGGAUUUGCAGGACAAGGAGGGCCAGGAGCCGUCACUGUCUACACCUCCCACCCCAGUCAAGGAGAAGGAUGAGGAGGAACUGGAUGAGGUAGAAGCAGGUCCUCUUCAGCCCUCCAGCCCCAAACUCCUGGACUUCUCCGUGCUUAAAGACGGUGGCUUCAUCUGUUACUCCCUCUUUGGGUUGUUCGCCACGCUGGGCUUCUUCGCCCCACAGCUCUACAUCAUCGAACUGUCAAAGAGCCGCGGCGUGGAGCCCAGCAUGGCCUCCUACAUGCUCUCUGUAAUGGCUGUGGCCGACAUUGUCGGCCGCUUGUCCAUCGGGGUGGUGUUGAACAAAGUCCGCUGCAGGAAGACCCUGGUUCUGCUGGCCUGUGUGGUUCUGCUGUGCCUGGUGCUGGUGGCCUUCACUAUCGUGUGGGAGUUUUGGGGCCUGGUGGUCUGCUGCGCCCUAUACGGCUACUUCAUGGGCACCGUUGGCUCUACUCACAUCCCCAUGCUGGCUGAGGAGGACGUGGUGGGCAUCCAGAAGAUGGCGUCAUCAGUGGGAGUGUACGUCUUCAUCCAGAGCUUUGCUGGGCUGGCAGGGCCACCGCUAGGAGGUGUGUUGGUGGAUGUCACACAGAACUACGGUGCUGCCUUCUACUCCUGUGCAGUGGGAAUGGUCCUCAGUGCCAUAUGCCUGGCUCUGGUCGGCCCGGCCAAGUCCGGCUUGUGCCAAAGAAGCAGCAGAAACAAAGAGGCAGCCAGCAGCACGGAGGAGGAGGAGAAAAUGUCUCAGGACAGCGACCAGUCUGACUUUUUGGAUGUAGACUUAGCCCCAGGGGACAGCCCAGUCAGACAGGCUGUGGAUCAGGACAAUGUCUCUGUAUUAUGAACCUGACUGUAGCAUGACCAACGACUCGCCACCUGGUCCAACAACAAAUCCAGUCAAGAUGCAGUGUGAGAGGCUGCAGCGUCACGAACACUGACCCGCGCUGAUGGUCUUCACAGCUGCUGCUGGUUCCAAAUCUCAGGUGUCACUCACAUUCUGACAAGCUUGAAGUUCACUGCUUCUCAGGAAGGAAGCAGCCUCUCCUCUCAGACCAAAGACACAUCCACGCUGAGCUCAUGCUCACACCUUAGCUAUUUAACAACUUCUCACAGUCCUCUGUGUUUCAUUGGUUUGUGUUUCAGUGGGAAAACAUAGCUCUAUCUCAGGAAAGAAGUGUUGAUACUGAAGUGUCAUGAGGAUGUGUGAUAUUACUGUGCUGUGCUCUUUGAUUCCUGGUCUUGGGGAGGGUUCCAUCCUCAUUAAACACUAAACGGCUCAUUCAUUCCUGCUGAACACCUGUAUGUUGCGUUUCUCUGCCCAUGCUGGAUGCUCGCUGAACCACUACAUGACAGUCACUUCUUCAGCAGAGGCUGGAGAGUGAAACACUUUUAAAAUGUAACUCAACAGACUCUACCUGUAAUCGUUUGCUGUGUGGAGAAGGAUUUCACUUCUGCUGAAGCAGGACAUGAAAAUGUAGUCAUGCGAUGUGUACAUAUGGUCUGUCUCCUAGCUGUUGCUCUUGCACGUGUAAUUGGUAUUUAAUUUCUAUGGUAACUAUUAUAAGACUGCAGCAGUAUUCACUGAUGUUUUAGAAUGAAAAAAGAAGCUCCAGCUCGGUCUCUCUCUGCACAUGGA